AUAUGAUUAGAGUUGAUCCAGCGUUUAAGGUGAAGUCAAUCGUUAAUUUUGUAAAAAAUAAAUACGGAUUUGUAAUAACAUAUAAGAGAGCUUGGUUGGCCAAAAAUAAGGCUAUAACAAAAGUGUUUGGGGAUUGGGAUAAGUCCUUUGAGGAGCUUCCACGGUACGUGCAGGCAUUAAUGCAAUCUAAUCCAGGAACAGUGGUGCAAUGGGAAGUCCAACCAACAAUGGAUCCUACCAAAGUGAUGUUUCAGCGAAUGUUCUGGGCUUUCGGACCAUCCAUUAAGGGUUUUCCCCACUGUCGUCCCCUUAUUUCUAUAGAUGGUACACAUUUGUACGGAAAGUACAGAGGCACACUUAUGAUUGGUAUGUCCAUAGAUGCAAAUUCUCAGUUGUUCCCACUUGCCUUUGCCGUUGUGGAGGGAGAGAGCAACGACACAUGGAGUUGGUUCUUGGAUUGUAUAAGGCAUUAUGUCACUAAGAGGGACGGCUUAUGUGUUAUAUCUGAUCGUCACAAGGGAGUUUUGCAUGCAAUGAACAGAGUUGGAAAAGGUUGGGAAGAACCAUAUGCAUUCCAUCGGUUUUGUAAACGUCAUCUAGCUUCAAACGUGCAUAAGAAGUUUAAAAACAUAGCGGUUAAGAACUUAUUUGGAAAAGCUUCUGAACAAACAAAGAUUCGGAAGUAUAAUUUUUACAUGAAUCGCCUUAAAGAGCUUAAUGAGGACGCGUACAAGUACUUAGUGGACGGUUCUAUUCCCGAGCGCCAAUGGACUUUGAUUCAUGACGGUGGGCAUCGAUAUGGAGUGAGAACUACAAACAUGUCUGAAGCGUUCAACGGCGUUAUGAAAGGGGCCAGGUCACUCCCAAUCACUUCAUUAGUUAGGAUGACAUUCUACCGGGUAAACGAAUACUUUGCCACAAGGAGGGAUUUAGGGAGAAGCAGAUUAGAUAGUGGACAUGUGUAUGCGAAGAAACCAAGUGAUACGAUUGAUAAGAAUGCUGAAAAAGCACGCUUUCAUGAUGUUAGGAUAUAUGACACAGUGCGUGGGAUAUUCGAGGUCACCACUGGUUGUGGCAAUAGGAUAGCAGGAAAAGGUGGAAAAUCCUACAUGGUUGACCUCACAGCAACAUCAUGCACAUGUCAGAAACCAACCAUCUUCAAGUUACCGUGCUCACAUGUUCUUGCAGUAUGUCGAGCUCGUAACAUAUCGUACGAUGCUUUUGUGGACCCUUCAUUUCGCACUACAAAAUACGUAUCGACAUAUAAGAAGUCUUUCAUGCCCGUUCCAGACAUGUUUACUUGCGAUCCUUGGAAUGGUCCUACAGUUGUUCCAGAUCCCUCAACGAAGCGUGCAAAGGGUCGUCCGCGAUCAACUCGUAUACGGAACGAAAUGGAUGCACCGUUGAAGCGUCCUCGUAACUCGUGUACCUUUUGUGGAUGUAGUGGUCAUAAUAAGAAAACAUGCCCUCGAAGGUCAACAAACGAUCAUGGCGAUGCCGGGCCCAGUAGCGGAGGUUGACGAGUUCACACCAUCUCAUCGACCGGUGUGCAAAACAAAAGGGGUCGGGGGUUGUAGUUUAACAAGCUUUGUAUAUUCUUAUACGACUUGAACUUCUUGUAUGAGUUUCCAUAAUUGUAAUAUAUCUUUGCAUUAGUUUCAUAAUUAUUUUUUUCAAAACAAUCCGGUUCGUAAUUGAUUAUUAUGGAAUAGAUGGUAUUGAACUAGUUUAAUGCAUGUUGCGUUCACUAUUUUAAAAUGAAAGAAAAAAAAACUUAAGGCAAAGAAAAAAAAAAAAAAAAAGUCACAAGCAAACCGCCACAUGAAGUGGCGGUUUACCUGGACCAAACCGCCACUUCAGAUGGCGUUUUUGUGGUUAAGGCAAACCGCCACUUGAGAUGGCGGUUUUAUCUGGAAAAAAAUAAAAAAAAUUUAAUUUUCCACGUGGACGGUAUUGUGGGAAAUACUUUCCCAAAUAAUGCAAAGUGGGAAUUAUUUUUUUAUUUUGCAAUAUUUUGGGAAUACUCUCA
Amaranthus tricolor (Joseph's coat) is the source of this 2029-nucleotide messenger RNA. RefSeq lists its product as uncharacterized. The record is from RefSeq and is a predicted model, not a curated record. Lineage: Eukaryota; Viridiplantae; Streptophyta; Magnoliopsida; Caryophyllales; Amaranthaceae. The transcript has 2 exons. Gene Ontology annotation, molecular function: zinc ion binding. The coding region runs from base 3 to 1520 and encodes 505 amino acids.